AUGUAUGGAUCCUCUGCCGAAUUCCCUGUUGCUGGGCCUCUAUUUGGCAAAGAAAACUGCAGGGGGCUGGCCGAUAAGAGCUUCGAAAAACGUAAGGCUGCAGCUCAUGCGCUACAGCACGUUAUCAAGCAGCAAGUCUCUACUGCUGUUGCUACCGCCAAUAAUGAGGAAGCGUGUGCCCCAGCAGACGCUCUCACAGGCGACUCCGAACAGAACGAAACAGCCACUCCUUCCCACCGGCAGCGACAGCAACAGAGACUGCAAGAGAAGCAUCGGGAAGCAACCCAGUCAAUCGUACAGCAGGCGACUUCCGCCCUCACAGCUGAUUUCUUGUCGAGCCCCAUAGCCAACAUACGCAAAGGGGGUCUCUUGGGUGUUGCUGCAGUGGGCCUAGCUUUUGAGUCAGGAGGGUUGGACUGUUGCUUACAGCUGCUGCUAAGGCCUCUGCUGAAGUCAUUUGGGGAUCCCGAUCCUCGCGUCAGAUAUUACGCCUGCGAGAGCCUUUUCAACGUCCUUAAAGCCGCAAGAGGUCUCUGCCUUCAGUUCCUACCAGAGCUCUUCGACGGGUUGUGUAAGUUGUGUGGUGACGUAGACCGAGAAGUGCGGCAAGGGGUUGGUUUUGUCGACAGCCUGUUGAAGGAAGAGACAGCAGCAGCAGCAGCAGCAGCAGCAGAGGCAGCAGCAGCACCAUCGCUGGCGGAGCCAGAGGCACUAAAAGGACGAACAAAAGCAGUAGAAGCGCCGGACGGGCCCAUAACUCCCGCUUUCGUUCACCUGCUCGUUGAGCGUCUGCUGGUUCGCAACCCUUAUAUCAAGCUUCUAGCGCUAUCGUGGAUUUCCUUGCUUGAAUCACACACAGGAGUCGAUAUGCUUCAGUAUCUGCCGUUAUUUUUGGGGGGAUUGCUGCAGCUCCUUGGUGACUCUCAUCGCGAUAUUCGCCAAGCUGCAGACUUAUGCGUUACGAACUUUUUAGAAGAUCUUCGGUCGGUCCCUGUCGAAACUGAUCCAGCCGUCGUGAAACAAACUGCUGAAGUGGUGCUGCAGUGCAGCGACAGCAGCAACAGUUCUUUUACACAGCUCACGUCGCUUGUCUGGUUGCAUGAGCUGCUCCUGUUAUUGCUGCCGGAUGAGGGGCAGCAACAGCAGCAGCAACAGCAGCAUGAUCUUGCUCUACCGGAGACUCCUAUCAUACGCUGGCACCUGGAGGUGCAGAAACAGCUCAAGCCUCUGGGCUGCAGGAUGCUGCAAAGCAUAUUGCGCUGCGCCGCCGAUCAAGAAGAAGAGAUCGCACGCUUGGGGACAGAGGUGCACGCGCACGUCAUAGCCCGGGUUUUGGUGUCGACUGCUGCGCUUGACUUGUCGGACUUCGUAAGCAGCGCAGCACGGUAUCUUCGUACGUACACGCCACCAGGGUCUAUGGGAAGUGCAGCGCCCACAGACAGUGCAAGCACUACUGCUGCUGGCCAAGGGGGCGAUGUGCGCUCGCUCUGCCUCCAGUGGAUGGAGUUAAUGCUAGUUGAGAAGCCACACUUAUUGCUCGUGGGUAGUCCACAGGAAGAGCAGCAGAAGAUUGGCCAGACACAACAAAGGCACGAAACGGCUUUAGGUGAAGGCCUUUUGCAGACGCAACAACACGAGGAAGGCUGCAAUGAGGAAGAUGCAGAGAGUUUUCUGUUGCAGAAGCAGCAGCCUCUAGUAGCCGCAGUGCUGUACACUUCGUUGACUACUGAAGGUACAGCAGGUGUGGCCGCUGCGGCUGCAGCAGAAGAAGGACCAACAACUGCAGUGCAAGUGCAGGAAGCUUCAGGCCGGCAAGAGUCAACAACGACCCCAACGGCAGGUUCCGCUCCCUCCCGAGCAGCAGCGACAGGAGCAAGGGCAGCGGCAACAGUGGCAAAUCAUCUUUUGCGGAUGUCGUUGUCCAUCCUCAGUCGUUUUGUCCAACAAAGCGACACAAACCUUAAAAUUGUAGCGGAAGAGCUACUGGCCCUUUUCAAAUCAAAUCGCAGCCUCCUUGACAGCCGGGGGCACUUCGUCUUGCGGCAGUUGUGCACCAUGAGGAAUCCAUGCGAGGUGUAUAUCCAUUUGUCGAGACAAAUCGAACGACUUUAUGAAACAGCGAGACCAGGACAAAAUAAGGCAGCAAGAAAGGAAGCAUCUGGAGAAGGCUGUGCAGCGCAGAACCAUGCGAUGAAGGUAACAGGAAGCAGUGAGGAGGCAGAUGGUGUGCAGGCUGAAUUGUCGGACGACUUUCUUGAGCAGUCAGUACAAUUUUCGCAGCAGAUAGUCCAAGCCCUCAGCAUCGACCUGUUGAGUGCUAAGGAAAUGGAAGCCGCCCGGCAGGAAUUACGGAAAGAUGACAAUAGGAUGUUUGAAGCUCUGUUGCCAACGUGGGCGCACAAUUCGAUUUGGUUGAUAGCACUGUCAUUAUAUUCGGGCAAGUUUCAAGUUGCUGAAAGCCUUGUCGUGAUGCUAGAGGCCGAGAAUGGUUUAGACAAACAGGCUGAGGCCCUGGUCUCCCGCGCAUUAUCUCUUGCCAAAGCGGCAAGGGACUAUAUCCAUGGAGAAGUAUUCACUAUGACUGCGUCGGAAACGGACCAUACGGAGAGUCAUGAUCCAAAGGAAUUAGCCAACUUGACGAAGAUGCGGCAACAAUCAAGUACAAAUCUCCAGAAGGCUACUUCAGCGCAGUCUCUUGAAGCAGCUCUUGAUGAGGCCCUCACUGAACAUGGCAGCGCCCUCAGAGCAUUCCCCUCCAUCGACAGUGACACGUGA
This is a messenger RNA of Eimeria necatrix, 2775 nucleotides long. RefSeq lists its product as hypothetical. Lineage: Eukaryota; Apicomplexa; Conoidasida; Eucoccidiorida; Eimeriidae. The record is from RefSeq and is a predicted model, not a curated record. Gene Ontology annotation, biological process: positive regulation of kinase activity; phosphatidylinositol biosynthetic process. Gene Ontology annotation, cellular component: PAS complex; endosome membrane. Bases 1 to 2775 code for a protein of 924 amino acids. The transcript is spliced from 17 exons.